AUUUGAACCUGGGUGUGUCAGAGUGAACAAGAAGGAUGAGAUGACUCCAACAGAGCUUCAUUAAACUGAUACGAGCUGCAAGACUUGUUGACUUGAAGAAGGGAGUCUAUCAACACAAUGGCAUCCAAAGGCAACCCAGUAUCUGAGGCCAUCACCAAAUUCUGCCUGUCUUUGCUUAAAAAGCUGAGCAAGGACGACAGCUCCGCAAAUCUCUUCCUGUCUCCUUUCAGCAUCUCCACAGCCCUGUCUAUGGUGAUGCUGGGGGCGGCUGGUGACACAGCCGCACAGAUGUCAGAGGUCCUCUGCUUCACUGAGGGAUCAGAUCAGGCAGGAGGACAACAGACACGAUUGUUGCCGAUGCAGCAGUUGCAUGAACAGAGGAAGGCGAGGAUGCAGACACGGUCACAGAUGCAGACACAGCAAUGCAGCAGACUGCCACCGUAUCUGCUCAAGAUCCUGAAAGACAAAAAUGAUGAUGCAGACAAGACUGAUGAUGAUGCCAAUAAGACUGAUGAUGUCAACGGCAGUGACUCCCAGUCCCAGAGUGAGCUCAACAAGCCUGUUGAUGUCCACGCCGACUUCGGCAAACUGCUGAGUGAACUCAACAAGAACGAUGCUCCAUAUGCCCUCAGUCUUGCCAACAGGCUGUAUGGGGAGAAGACUUGCCAGUUUAUUGAGGAGUUUUUAGCACAAAUCAAAAAUGAAUACAAAGCUGAGCUCGAGUCAGUGGAUUUCAAAACCAGCGCAGAGGAGGUCAGAGUCAACAUCAAUGAGUGGGUGGAGAAGCAGACACAAGGUAAAAUCAAGGACUUGUUGGUGAAGGACGCGGUGGACAGUCUGACCAGGCUGGUACUGGUUAAUGCAAUCUACUUUAAAGGCAACUGGAACCAGAAGUUCAAUGAGAAGGAUACCACUGAUGCAGACUUUAGAAUAAACAAGAAUGAUACUAAGAAGGUGAAGAUGAUGCAGCUGAAGAGUAAAUUUCCUGUCGCUGUCAUUCCAGAGCUCAACUGUCAGGUGCUUGAGAUGCCCUACAAAGGAAAGGAGCUCAGCAUGCUCAUCUUCCUGCCUAAAGAGAUAGAGGAUGAUUCAACAGGCUUGGAGAAGCUGGAGAGUGAGCUGACCUAUGAGAACUUUGUGAAGUGGACUAGUCUCGACAUAAACGAUGAAAUUAAGAUCUCGGUGGGUCUGCCUCGAUUCAAGUUGGAGGAGAAGUACGACAUGAAGGAUGUCCUGAUCAGCAUGGGCAUGGUGGACGCCUUUGACGUGGGAAAGAGUGACUUCUCUGGAAUGUCUUCAGCAAAUGACCUGGUACUGUCCAAAGUCGUCCACAAAGCCUUUGUAGAUGUGAACGAGGAAGGAACUGAGGCUGCAGCUGCCACUGGAGCUGUCGUAUCGAACCGCUCUCUUCCUGUACCGUUCAAAGCAGACCACCCCUUCCUCUUCUUCAUCCGACACAACCCCAGCAGAACUAUUCUCUUUGCCGGUAAAUUCUGCUCCCCUGUGUAAGCACUGCAGCAUGGUUUUUGAGACAGCCUGCUCCCUUAAAACGUCUGUGUCCAGCUUAUAUAUUCUAUUUAUAUUUUGUUACCGCCCGGCAAAACUGCGUUUUCUGGAAGGUAUUGUUUUGAGCUGCAUGGUCUUGGUUGGUUGGUUGGUUGCUUGUUUGUCUGUAACAAUUUGGUUUCCACGCGAUAACUCGAUCAAAUAUUGAUGUAGCCUCACCAUAUUUGGUACACAGGUGUACCAUAAUAAGACACAGGUCAAGUUCGAAUUUGGUGACCUUGACCUCAUCUUCAAGGUCACAGGGGCCAUCUUUGCCGCCGGGCGGUCCAAGUUUGGUAAAACUUCUUGUUGUAUCUCUGUCUGUAUCAGUUCAUGUUAUCUGGACUGACUACAGUGCAGGUGUAUUUUAUAGUGAUGGAUGGCAUACAGUGACAACUCCUGUGCCUUUUGGUCAUGACAGUCAUUGUUUUUAAAACACAGUUGUUUUACAGUUUUUGACCAAUUGUCAAAAUUCCACGUCACACACUUGUGCCUGUCUUGUGUUGUUUUCGUACCUGCAUUGAAGAAUCUCAAGAAGAUUUUGUCAGCCAGUGAACCCAGACUAUUGCUAUGUCCAUAAAAAUGCAAUAAAUGAGUGUUG
Molecule: messenger RNA, 2146 nt
Organism: Acanthochromis polyacanthus (spiny chromis)
Lineage: Eukaryota; Metazoa; Chordata; Actinopteri; Pomacentridae
Product: leukocyte elastase inhibitor-like
Exons: 10
Coding region: 118-1509 (463 amino acids)
Biological process (GO): negative regulation of endopeptidase activity
Molecular function (GO): serine-type endopeptidase inhibitor activity
Source: RefSeq, a predicted model, not a curated record